AUGUCGACUCUUUCAGCUGCGAGGGCGGAUAACUUUUACUAUCCCCCAGAAUGGACUCCAGAUCAAGGUUCCUUGAACAAGUUUCAAGGACAGCAUCCUCUGAGAGAGAGGGCGAAGAAGAUAGGCGAGGGAAUUUUGGUCAUAAGGUUCGAGAUGCCCUAUAAUAUAUGGUGUGGUGGGUGCAAUUCUAUGAUCGGCAAGGGUGUGAGAUUCAAUGCAGAAAAGAAGCAAGUUGGGAACUACUAUUCUACAAAGAUAUGGAGUUUUGCAAUGAAAGCACCAUGCUGCAAACAUGAGAUUGUCAUUCAGACUGAUCCUCAAAACUGCGAGUAUGUAAUUACUAGUGGUGCCCAGAAAAAGGUUGAGGAAUAUGACGUAGAAGACGCAGAAACCAUGGAGCUCACUGCUGAGGAAGAGAAGGGUAAGCUUUCAGACCCGUUCUAUCGUUUAGAGCACCAGGAAGUUGAUUUACAGAAGAAGAAAGCAGCAGAACCGCUUUUGGUCCGUCUCCAGCGAGUCUCGGAUGCAAGACAUGCAGAUGACUACUCCCUAAACAAAGCUCUACGUGCACAAAUUAGGGGACACAGGAAACGUGUAGCUGAAGAAGAGGCCGCCUCAAGGAAGCUAGGAUUGGGGAUAAGACUACUUCGAAAGAGCGAAGAAGAUAUUGCAGCUGCAUCAAAGGUGAAGUUCAAGAGCAAGUUUGAUAAGAAUCGAAAGGAUAAACGAGCGCUGAUCCAUGCGUCUUCCAUCUUUCCGGAGUCAUCUUACUCGAUGUCAUCAUCAUCGAGCAAGAAAAGAUUGGAGCUAGAAGCAAAGAGAAGGAGAAUAAGCGCAGAAUCAGCGUCGAGUCUAUUGAGAGGAGGAUUCAAAGCUUCAGCAUUGUCUAAAAGCCCAUCGUCAGCAAGCAAGUCAAAGAGUUCAACAGUUUUUGUAAGGAAGCUGUAA
Molecule: messenger RNA, 948 nt
Organism: Thlaspi arvense
Lineage: Eukaryota; Viridiplantae; Streptophyta; Magnoliopsida; Brassicales; Brassicaceae
Source: the annotation of a GenBank genome assembly